GGUAUUGUUUUGUAUCUUGUUCUUUGUUACUUUACUUUCAUAACCUAAAAAAGAUUUAUCAUUUAGAUUUAAACAUUCUGAAUUUUUGAAUUGCAUACUCAAAGUAAAAUCUUGAAAAGUGUUUGUCCUAUCAAUUGUAAAUAAAGACAUUGUAUUAUUCAUUUGUAAUGGCAGGAAUUGAUGGCGAUGAAAUUAUUGACUGGACAGCCGAAGCUAAAGCUGUAAUAGAAGACGUAAAACAAUUUGUGAAAGAAAUAGUUGUUUCUGAAAGGAUUCAACCAUUUCCAACAGGUAUUUUUAUCAACGUGACAACAAAAGAGAAUAAAAAAUACUGUGUAGAAUUUUGUUCUCAAGGAUUUCGUGUUGCCGGUCGUUCAUAUGAUGAAGUGAAUGAUGGUAGUUCAGCAGAUUCAGACACAUGGUAUGAAACACCGUAUUCGCUUUUGUCAACAAUCAGUCCUCAAUAUUGCUUAUCAUUUGGAAAUUGUCUGAUGCAGAAACUAAAUAAUUUGAAAAGCUCACAAGAAAAUCAAGAUUGACACAAGGAUGACGAAACCGUCGUCUGAAUCCGAACUCAUUUGGCCAGAAUGGGAUGAUUCUUCUUUGAAUAAAGAGAGCUGGCAUGGAGCGACCCCUGUUUCAUCUAAAAGCAAAGCAAGAUCUGAGAAGGACGUUGGAAGCUUCGUUGAUCCGUCUGGACAUGGUUUAAUCCCUUCUGAUUUCGAGGUAGCUUGUUGGAAACGACCUCAGGAUAUUGAACCGAAUUUGACCUACACUGUUGCUCCUCAAACUUCGAAUAUUGAAGAGUUUAUCUCUAGCAAUAUACAUCUACUUCGCUCAGAUCUGUUACAGAGAAUUAUGCUCUCUUACAUGAAUCUGGACAAUGCUGCCCAACGAUCUCCCUUUCCUACUGAAUAUACAAAUUCAAAAUUUUUUCCAUCGUUUGAUAAGUUUUGGAAGCCUUGGUAUCAUAUUUAUUCAUUGUGCAAAGCGGGAAAGGGUCACGCACAUAAACCUAUCUACAAUCCUUAUGGAAAAUAUAUCAUCAGGGUUUUCUUGGUGGGUCGUUGGCGAAGAAUAGACGUAGAUGAUUUCUUGCCGGUUGAUAGUGAAGGGAGAGUUUUACUCCCACUUACUAAACGACGCGAGGACUUGUGGCUUCCACUCUUGACAAAAGCAUUAUUGAAAAUAGUACUCAGUUCCAAAUCAGUCACUAUCAACGUUAUAUCCUGUUUAACUGGAUGGGUUGAAAUGCCAGUGAAUUGCGCUAAUAUAGAUAGAAAUCUGCUUUGGAAAUCACUUGAAAGACAUUUGAAGCAUGACAGUGAAGUGAGUAAUGUUGGAGAAAAUGAAAUCGAGAUGUGCAUUACUGAACCUCCAUAUUGCCUACACCAACAACUAAAGAUGCCGAAUCAUUAUCCUUAUUCUCCAUUAAUUGUCACGCAUUUCAGUACUUUGCCAUCGUUCAAUCGUGAAGAUUGCAUUAAUUAUGGAGCGAUAAUUGACUUCAAGGAUGAUGACGAGGGGCUCUUGGAUGAAGACAAAAUCGUUUUGGAAAACUGGAAAAUCUACCGCUGGAGAGAAUGGGCUAUCAAAAAUGGAAUUCUGAAAGAUUCUGUGAACAAUCCAGGUAGGAAAGUAUUAAUUUUUACGCCAAAUAACGUGAGAAAGGUGCAGUUUUUGAUUCCAGGAAACCGUGUUUCUAUUGAGACUGAUACGGAUGAACCAGCAUUAAAUCUCCUUUUGUGGGUCAAAAUGGAUACCCUAGUCUGCUCUUUGAGGAAAUUGAGUUUCUUCUAUAAACCUUCAGAGUUUAAGCAUUCUAAGCUCAUUGACAAUUUUCAAGAAUUUCUCACCAGUGCAUUGAAUCCAAAAGAAUCGAUUCAGCCAACACCAAAAAAGACGGCGAAAAAAAUCGAAGUAAAAAAUACGCUGUCUCAACCGGUCAUUGAUACCAGCAUGAAUUCUUUCUAUUUGGUAUGCGAUACUUUGUAUUGCAAAAUAUUUUUCAUCAGUUUUGAAGGAUUCAGUAAAACUAAGGACAUAUCAGAAGGUUACUCAAUAAUUGGAGAAAAAUUCACUUGGGAAAGGCAGACAAUUGGGAAAGCUCUUUUCUCAAUUCAUCUCCAUAGUCCUCAAACUGUGACAAAACUCCUGGGCUCUGGAUUACAGAUUUUGAGGAUCUGGUGUAAUUUGCCGAAGAAUUAUGCCUUGAGAAUAUUUUCAUACAGUGAAUUCACACUCUGCAGCAGAGAGAAAGUCUACCAAAUCAUGGCAUUACCCUCAAUCGCUGUCAAGUAUUUUGCACAUACUUCAAGCAACUUGUUUGCGGCUUUGAUAAAUAAAUCUUCAAAUUCAAACGCUCAUGGGGAAGCUUAUAAAAAAUUCAUCGAUUCAUUGGAGCCAAAAUAUUUUUCGAGGCAGGUGAAAAGCUCAAAGGAUCGGUCCUUGAUCAGACUGAAUAUAAUACAGACAUUUGAAGAAUUGGCAAUUGAUAUGUUGCUUGAAAAGAAGACAAACCCAGAUGAAUUCAUACGGUGUUUACUUGAAUUUCAGAAAUUAUUCCUCAAUCCUGGGUUUGGUGAGAAAUAUUUGAUGAUGAAAAAUCAAGAACUGUUUGAACAAUUUUUGAAAGAAGAGGAGCGUCGCAAACAAAUGAAUAAAUCCAAAAUUUCUCAGCACUCUUUGGAGCCAUCGGCCAAAGAAAACCAACUGAAAACAUCAAGAAAUGAUUCCCACAACCAGAAAGGUGUAGAUUUAUUGUUUGACGAUCCGGUAAACAUGAUGUCCAUUUUCAGGAGGUUUUUUGAAAAGAAUACCUACAUUUCAACGUUCUAUCCAUACACUGACUGUAAAGAAUAUGAAAUGUCGUACGUAGAUUACUCAGGAAGCUACACUCUUGCUGAACCAGAAACAGUUAUAUUGAUAUUACGUUACAUUAUCAAUGUUGAUCAUGUUGAUAAAAAGCCAUAUGUUUUCCAAAUGUUUACAAAUUGCCCAAUUGGUCUAGCAAUGGUCAACAAUGACACGAACGAAGGCAAUAGUUCAAUUCUGAGCGAGAGUGCCAAUUUCCAAGUAUCUCAUAAUGAACAUGGUUACACUUUGUUGGUAUUCACAUCCGAAGGCAAAUGCCCUGAACAUAUUUCUUGGAAAUUGCGGAUAAUUGGAUCUAGAGACUAUCCACUUCCAUAUUCGUUUUCACCGAUUCAUGGCAGAACAGACCUUCCUCCAUUAACACCAUUAAGACGUGGCUUCGAAGGCUUAUACAUACCAGAUAAGGAAAGUAAUAUUUUCUGCAAGUGUAUGUUAAAAGUGAAGAAUAGCUGUGCCCUUUCCUUAGCCUUGAUUUCAUCUUCCCUUCUAGCUGAAUUAACUUUGAAAAUCAGAGGCCAUGGUCAGAAAAUUAUAACUGAGCAUACAAAUAUUCAUAGAGUUUACCUACCUUUCAUCUUUCUUGAUGCAUCAGAAGGAAUUGAAUCAGUUGACGGUGAUGGCUGGUCAUUUCUUAUUGAGGCUCAAGUUGAGAAAAAUUCAUGGUUAUUAUCAGAAGAAAAUAAAACAGCAUUGAAAGAUUUCAGAGAUUCGGAAGCAAGUAGAAGAUUGAAGAAACCUGCGAAAAAAUCUUCCUAUCUCGACUUUCAUGGGAUAGAUCAGAUGCCCACUUGGCAUUUAAGAGCAUGCUUUGACCAAGAAGCUGGUGAUCCGCAGCUACUUCCCGAUACACAGAUUGCAGACGAGCUACGUCGUCAAAAGGAGAAUUGGGUGAGUGCUGGCGAUGAAGCUCAACUUUUGGAGGCCCUACAGUGUCAACAGAAGUUUCUCGAAGACUAUCCAGAAGACUAUGCCAAUGCUUGGAAAAGUCAUCAUGUUUCUCAGCAAAACGGUGCAAACUAUAGAAUAGUUCAAACUGGUGAUAACGAGGAGAAAGAAGUGAGCAGAGCUCUAUUAACCAGAUCAGUCCUCGAUGAAUACAGCAAAGUUGAGAAAGAAAGUCCAACAGCUACCCAAAAAGAUGAAGCCCCCCUCUCAACCGAUGAAAUAAUUGAAAGGACGAACAGAGCCAUAGAUCUGAGUAUUCUUAGAGGACAAGAGUACGUGAGGAUGCGAGGAUUCAAGGAGAUGAGAAAACUGCGCAUCGAGAGCGUUUUGAUAAUCACAUUAUGCAUUAUUGGAAACGCAGACUGCAGUGUGGACUUGAGUUGGAUUUGGGGCAAUAAUAAACAUGAUGACGGUGUCAGCAAUCCCCCUGCCAAUAAGAGCGAAUCAAAACCUCCUGCUCCUGGCCCUGCCCCUGCCCCUGCCAACGUCUGUAAAGAUCCUAACGACCAGUAUGUUCUUAAAAAGUCUACAGAUGAAAAAAUGACGCAAUUAGCAAACAGUGCAGUGCAAGAAGAUGCUUUGGCCAUAGUGGAUCGCAUGAGCCCAGAAGUGGUGGAAGUGGAGGAUGAGGUAGCACAUAAGUGUGAUCAGCCACAAUGUCAAUGCCCAAAAAAUGAUCAUCCCUGCACUGUACCUGCAACGACGGCCGCUAUAGAAGUUGAAGAAGCAGUUAGUGUAAGUCCAAGUCCGAGAUUGAUCAGAAAUGGUAAUGGUAUUGCUUUCAAAUAUGAGGUCGAUUUUGCAACGCCUUUAUUUGGUAUGAGAGGAUUCCGAGGAGCUGUGGCAGCAGGCUACAUCACUCCAAAAUCAAAGGCAGAAAACGUUGAAGCCUUUAAAGCAUUCACUACCUACACUGAAGGCACUACUAAGAUAUUCCUGGUUGGUGAAUUCGGACUCAUUAAGAAAGAUAAUACCACUUGGGGAAUAACAGGUGAAGUUUUCCUCGAAUUGAAAUUUGGUCAGGGCGAAGUACAUAUUGGUUUCGGAAUGAAAGUGACUACGCCGUUCAAAUCGUAUGGACUGGAGAAAGAAGUGGGAAACUACAUGAAGGAAAGUCCACCAUUCUGUAUAACAAUACCUCAGAUUGCUGGAAUAAGAUUCUGUCAAGUGGCAUUCGAUUUCAUUUUCCGAACCAAUUUCACUGGCAGUGCAUGCAUUCAAACUGAAAUCAAGCACCUGGUUUGCCCACUCCCACUAGUCACCAUUCAGUAUCACUGUUUAAAUUUCAAUGGUAGGAAAUUCUUUAUUACUAAAACAACACGUAAGUCUGGUGUUAUCAAUCCAAAAGAAAUUUACACAUCAUAUACAAGAAGAAAUCCAUCACCUAAUAACAAAAAUGGCAAAGGAAAAGAUUCAAAAGGAAAAGGAUCUAAAGUAGUAGAUUGCAAAGGAAAACAAGCCCAGCCUCCUUCCACUAACCAGAACAAGGAUAAGGAAAAAAAUAUAAAAUCAAGUACAGAUAAUUGUAAUAGAAACAAAGCUAGUCCCAGCCAACCACCCCCUUCUACAAAGUUCAGCAAUAACGCUUACAAAAAGCAAUGAAGCAACGUCUUACAAAGUUCCCCUAAAAUAAGAAGACUUCAAAAAAUAUCAUUUCAGUUUUGGAUGUCAGGCAACUUUUUGUGGGGAAUGCUCUUAUUUAUAUUUACAACCGCCAUGAGAAUGUUUUUAUAAAGGUACAUAAAUACAUAUGCAAGGGUAUUUUUCUCAAUAAUUGAACAAUAUGUAUGUAGAUAAUAGAUAAGUUUUAUUAUUAUGUAUUACUUUAUAAUGAUGUAUUUCAGUCUCAUAUUAAAUAACUUAUUAUUCCGUCCUAUGUUCAACACAGUUUAUUGUAACUAUUUGAAGAUAAUAAAAUUCU
Molecule: messenger RNA, 5740 nt
Organism: Nilaparvata lugens (brown planthopper)
Lineage: Eukaryota; Metazoa; Arthropoda; Insecta; Hemiptera; Delphacidae
Exons: 30
Coding region: 547-5421 (1624 amino acids)
Biological process (GO): proteolysis
Molecular function (GO): calcium-dependent cysteine-type endopeptidase activity
Source: RefSeq, a predicted model, not a curated record